AUGCGUCGGCGAUGCACCGGAAUCCUAAGCGUUCGGGAGGAUCGUCGUGCAGUGUCCACAGCCUCGAAGGCUCUCCUUGGACAAAGACGAUGUGGGCAAUCUCUAGAUCUUCUCGCGAAGUCUAGAGAUCAAUGAAGUGGGUCGUCGAAUCGUCUCCGGCGGCUGUCACCCAGCGGAGCGGAAAAACGGCGACUUUGCGGCUCUCCGGCGGCUGUCACCCGACAGAGAGGAGCUGGAUGGAGGUGAGGCGCGUGUUAGGGAGCUUCAUCCUCAGGUCUGCGCAGCAAGAGGAGGCUCUUCAUCGCAUCUGGUACGCUCUUAGGAGGUGGCGACUGGUCUCCCGGCGGAUCGUCCUCUUCUCAACGACGGCUUGUUCGUCGAUCAAUCGGAGAUGAUUUACUCGAUGGAUUCGCGAUCUUUUUAUCGCGAAUCGUUCAGCAAUUUUAGUAGCAAUGCUCCGCGAAUCGUGUUGACGAGAUUUUUGCCGAUGAUCUAGCAAUUCUCGUUGCUUAAUCCUUCACCGGCGAUCUGCAGGAAAGUCGCGAUAAUCAAAUAAAAAUAUAUGAAUUUUGACUCUAGAAGGAUUUGAACCCGCACCAGUCGCCCCGCCUCUUUUGAGGAAGGUGUGACGGGGGUUUAGUCCCACAUCGGUUGUAUGCUGAUUUUUCGGGCGAAUAUAUAGUAAUGUUAGCUUACAAAGCAAAGUUCCUUAUCUUGCGUGUAUGACCACUCCUUGCCCCACAGCCGGCUGGCCACCGGUGACGUGGAAGGGGAGUGGCGUACGCGUGCCCUGUCGGUCCCCAAGCCAAGCCACUCGAGCCCCUGCUCGCGGCUUGCUCCCCGAGUGCGCUUCUGA
This is a messenger RNA of Spirodela intermedia, 856 nucleotides long. Lineage: Eukaryota; Viridiplantae; Streptophyta; Magnoliopsida; Alismatales; Araceae. The record is from the annotation of a GenBank genome assembly.